CGACGUUGCGCCGCGCGUCGACCGUCGACUGUUCUAGCCGCCAGUCCGCCAGUCGAGCUUUAUCGCUCGUGUUGUAUGCAUGUAAUGAGAAUGUAUCCGCGUUUUAUUCAAACCGAAUCACGUUGAAUCGUAAAGCUAGUGAUGUUAUCCAGACUUUAACAUCUAAAACACUGAUUCGGUGAUCGAAAAUACAAAACGUUGGGUUUUAUUGUGUGCUUACUGAUUUUAUUGUGACAGUGUACGGUGUUAGAAUUCAGUGUAAUGUGUUUGUGUUGAAACUGGAAUUAUAGUGCAUCUGGAAUUGGAUUUAUACAGAUUAAUGCUAGCAGGUAUGACAACAUUACACAAAGAGGUCCAAGAGUACCGCCAAGCAGCGAGGAUUAAGGAACUGAUCGCCGGUGGAAUGGUGUUGACUGCAAUCGAGUGAAACCGUAAAGUGCUAGUGAUGUGCAAGUGCCAUUUUAGUGCGGUGCAUUAUAUCGAUAAAUACCGAUAGUGUUGUGCCACGAUGCUGCUCUCCCGGGCACAGUUCGUACCUUGUGUGUUUAUGUGUCUGUUGCUACAAUACUGCGUGGAAAGUCAACAGGAGAUCCUUAUAGAGGAGUCAUCUACGAUCGAGUCGUUCCAUGCGCCGACAGGGGGCGCUGUCGAGCUGCCGUGUGACGUCACGCCCGCCCUGCCAGAUGACAAGAUGGGCCUCGUGAUAUGGUACAAGCAAGGCCACGAAACACCCAUAUACUCAUUUGAUACGCGGGAGGAAAUGUCGCACUACUCAGACCCAUCUAUCUUGGGUAGCAGAGCGAGCUUCAGAAGCGAAACCAGGCCGGCUGUGCUGAUUCUCACCAAAUUAAGACCAGAAGACAGUGGCCAGUACCGGUGCAGGGUGGACUUCCUAAAAUCCCCCACCAAGAACACAAGGCUGAACCUCACUGUACUCAUUCCACCAGAACGCCUGAUCAUCCUGGACCAAACCGGCAUGGAGAUCAGGAAUGGAGUCCUGGGACCGUAUGAUGAAGGCACAGAGGUCAACUUGACUUGCAUUGCAGUGGGAGGUCGCCCAACAGCGAGGAUAUCCUGGUGGAAGUCUCACGCACUCCUCGCCAACUCCGAAGCGAGAGCCACCGUCUCCUUCAGGCUUCGGAGGUCAGACUUCGGCACCCACGUCACAUGUCAGGCCGUUACGGACCCUUCAAUAACGCCAGUGUCCGAGAACAUAUCCAUAGACAUCAAUUUGCAUCCGCUUUGGGUGAAACUGCAAGGCGGCAAGCGCCCUCUGGUGGCCGGACAGAGCACCGAACUGAUCUGCCAGUCAGUUGGAGCCAGGCCUAAGCCUACGAUUUCCUGGUGGAAAGAUGGUAGCAGGCUGAAGACUGUUAAAGAAUCGACAUCACAAGACGGGAAUGUGACCAGUAGCAUCCUGACCUUCGUGCCAGCCAUUGCUGAUGCUGGCAAGGAGCUGACCUGCCGAGCGGUCCAGCCCUCACUCUCCCGAUUGCCUCAAGAAGAUGGAUGGAAGAUGGAGAUACAACAUCUGCCAGUAGUAAAAUUGGAGCUUGGAGCGAACCUGGACGCAACCAAGGUGGUGGAAGGAUCCGAUGUAUACCUGGACUGCAGGGUGAAGGCGAACCCGUGGCAUAAUCAUGUCUACUUCAUGCACAAUGGUGUAGUAGUGAAACCAGGACCUGGUGUCUUGCUCGCGAAUCAGAGUCUAGUCUUGCAACGCGUCUCCCGAAGAGCAGCUGGCGCUUAUGUCUGCUCAGCCAGGAACAGUUUAGGGGAAGGCUCCAGCGACAGUCUCGUUUUGGAUGUUAAAUACUCGCCUACCUGCAAGUCCACACAGCCGUUGGUGUUAAGGGCAGCCAGAGGAGAAGUGGUCGAGAUUGAGUGCGAGGUGGACGCCAACCCUAAGGAGUCAAUGGCAUAUCACUGGUGGUUCAACAGCUCUGCUCAUAUCAAACACGAGUUGACUAAUUCGCCAAUCACGUCAUCACAGAAUGCGCCCAGUACAUUUAUGUAUAUGGUGAACACAUCAUCGGACUAUGGGUGGGUCCAGUGCACCAGUAUCAACACAGUCGGACCACAGAGCAAGCCGUGUCUCUUCCAUAUAUUGCCCGCUGACAAGCCAUCAACGGUAAAGGCGUGCGAGAUAACCAACGUGACGUAUGACUCGCUAACCCUGAACUGCACGCCUGGACACGACGGCGGAAUUCGACAGUCGUUUUUGCUACAAGUGUUCGAUAUGACAACCGGCCUGCUACUGAGGAAUAUCAGCAACGAUGAACCAGAGUUCGAAGUGUCCGGUCUCGCGGCUAGCAACGCUCUAGCGGUGUCCGUCAGAGCGUACAACAAGAAGGGGUCAAGUGAGCCCCUGACAUUAACGUCGAGCUUACUGAAAUACCCCCAGCGGCACACAGCCCAAGUGCCUGUGAAAGUGGAGCUGACGACAGUUCUGAUAGUGGUGCUGGCUGCAGUGGGAGUUAUAGCCACUAUGACGGCUAUAUCGGCCGCGGUGUUUUGCUGUAGAUACUGCAGUAAAAAAGACAAUAAGAACGAAAAAGUCAAACGGCGUCAAGACGAGACUUCCAAUAUACCACUUACGGGUACGAAGGAGUCGGAAAGCGUGGAUAGUCUUGACAAAAAUCCAGACAUCAUCCCUCUAGAUGGCAAAAUAAGUGACAGUUGCUCAAAUAAAUCGUCCACGACAGACUACAGCUCGAUCAGACCCCUCAUAUCGAAAAAUCCAUCAGAGAAAUACGAAGUAACCAACUGCGACAGGUUUUACGACCACAACAUAGAUCCUUGCAGCCAAUAUAUACAAGUACGACCAAUGGACUAUCGGAUCCGACCAACGUAUCAGACCAACCUAGCACCGAUGCCCAACCUUGGACCAAGUAUACAAAGUUUGGGACCAAUGAGCAGUUUGCACAUGCCAAAUGUUGGUGCAAAUGAUUGCCACAGACAACCAUAUGAUAAAGUGUACGAGGAUUGGUUGAAAUAUAAGAAUGCUUUGCCAUUAAACACAACUGGUUUGCUACCAGCAGAACAACUGAUGCCACCAGAAUUAUACUCCACCCCUCCACCACCAGCACUCUACAGCAAUCCGAACAGAAAUCCACUCAAUCUAACCCAAAUGCCGGAGUUAGAGCCCAGAUUUUCUCUAGAUCCGAGGCUACAGAAACAACAAGACUCAAGAAGUUGUUCCAACUCCCCACCAGUUAGAUUUAACACUGAAAAUAACAGUGCAUACUUCAGUAAAAGUAUGCUGGACAGACCAACCAACACUCUACCCCAUUUGAAACCAUCCAGGUUGAAUGGGAACUCGACGAAUCCACACAGUGAACAGAAAACUAGUGCAACGAAAUCGACCGAGACCAAUUUAGAACAUGUCAAAAUUGCCAAUCAAGAGUGCGGCUGAGCGAUGUUGAAAUAAACAAAUGUUAACACGUUACGACAUGAACAAAGUGAUAGUGUAAAUUCAAAUUAUUGUGACUACAAUUGUGUACAGAUUGACAGUCCCGUCCGUCAUUUUCGAUUGUGAAGUAUGGCUGAAUGUUGCUUUGUCUUUGCCGCCUUUGAGUGAUACUUUUUUAUUCUGUGUCCUCAUCUUUACGUGUUUUAUAUUCUGUAUCGGAAACAAUACAUCUGUAUCAAUGGGUUACAAUUUUUCCCUUGGAUUGACCAAUAAAAAAAAAUAUCUCUCAAACUUAUGUUGCCAUAUUGAAAAAUUUCAUUUUGUGUUAUUUCAAAUUAUUAUACACGAGAAAAAGAAAUCCUAAUGGUUGUAAUUAUUUAGAGAUUUCUGUUCUAUUUUUUUUUUUAAUAAUUGAUUGACGAUUGCCAUAAAUAAUCUAUUUUAACUGUUUUACCAAAAAAAAAAACAAAAUGUCAUAGAACUGAACUCGAUUAGGUCAAACAAAAAUUAUUUUGGAUGUUUUAAAAAUAGCAAUUAGCUGUUAAGGGCGUAUUUGUCAAUUUAUGAUUAGUAAAUCGUUAGCUCUGCCGUUGCAUCUUCCAGAAGAUGUUUAAGACUGAAUUUGUAACAUAUGUAAUAUGAAAAAAUAGAUAAAAAAAAUAUUGUUGGUGUCUGCUGUUACUAGAUGGGAGCUUAGGGCUUCAACACCGAUGACGAAAGCAAGCAUGUGACGCGUCAAAUUUUCAUCUGAUAAUCUAUCUUAAAUAUGUUAUUAAGUGUUUAAUUAUAAUAAAAAAAAAAUCGAAUUUUAGUAAAAAAAUUACGCCAUAUUGGUCAAAAAUCCCAAUUAUAUUGGUAAAAGAAUCGUGUCAUUUUAAAAAAAUGGACUGUUUUUCUUUUGUAGUGUUUAAAAUUAAAACUAAUAUUCUAAGCAUUUAUAGAUAUACACUUUAUUUGGACGUUAUUUAUAUUAAAAAAAUUAAAAGAGUCUCUUGAAAACCAAGACUUCAAUUUUAGAUGUACCUUUUAGAGUUUUCACAUACUUUUUUUUUUAUUAAAGUUUCAUUAAUUACGUAAUUGUGAUUGAUGUAUUUUUUUUUAGUUCACUAAUAUCUAAACAGCACGUUAUAUUUUUUUUUAUUACGAGUUUUAGCUUGAAUACUAGUCCUUAAGCCGUUUAGAUGGCUAAGGACUUACUAAAUACAAAUGUUGCCAGUCUUAUGGACUUUAUUUGUAAAUACUUUUGGAUUUUUCCUAUACGGGGAAAAUAAAAAAAGGUCUAUUGUUAAUGGAGACAUGGUUGAUUAAUUGCUAACAAAUUAUAUUAAAAGAUUGAUCGAUUCUAUUUCAAUCUCUUUACUUUCGUCAUCAUCAUCGCGAUGAUAAAUAUCAUCCUCUUGGGUCAUGAGUCUUCUUUAUCUAAUAAGUUGGUAGAUAGGAAUGUCUAUGGUCGUCUACUGUGUUGAAAGCUUUAAGUGUGCAUGCGUUACUAAUAUUUUUUUUUAUGAGUAAUGCUUUAAAAAUGUGUGUCUAUGAUUAAACGAAAACAAAAAAAUAUAAGUGUUCUUUUUUCAAAAGUUCAAUAAUUUUAACAUGUUUGUGAAAACUGCGUGGGAAUUAUGCAUACGGUCUAGGAUAUGUAGUUGUAUUAUAAAUACAUAUGUUUUUAAAUAUUGUGUGUAAAUAUUGUAUAUACAUAGUUUAAGUAUAAUAUACAAAGAGUUGCCAUACUAGUUCAACUUAAUAUAAGUAUACAUAUAAAUAUAUGUAACCUAAAAUACCUAUAAUGUUACGAACAAACGAGCUUUUAUGUUAUUAAAAAUUGGAUAUAAAUAGUUUAAAUUAUUCUUAAUUUUAAUCAUUGUGACAUGACAGAGGAUCAUAAUUAUGUAAAUCGUUUCUGUUGUAAACGAUAGUCCUUUUAAAAUUUGGAUACAAGUAUGUAGUAAAAAAAAAUGUUGCCAACAAAGCAAAUUGAGUCACAUGUUAGAAUUUUUUUCUUUUUAAAACGAAACGUUUGACCUUUUUACUGUUACCAGAAAAUAAUACAAUGAAAAAAAUACAAUUUUACUAAAACUGACUUUAAUUUGUUUUUAUAAUUAUUUCUUUCAAUUGGAAUAUUUUUUUAUAAUACAUAACGGGUUAAAAUACACUUAAAAAGUGAAUAUUUCAUAUGUGUAUAGGUACGUAUUAAAAUAAAUAUACUUCUAAGUAUAUUUGAAUUAUUGAAUCCGUUAUAUAUAUAUUGAAAAAGUUUAUUCAAAAAGCUUACUCGAAAAGGUUCGAAACAAUGUUAAAGGGAAUGUUUAAGUCUAUGAUAUUUUAUGUAGGUAUGUGAUAAAUUGUGACAUCGUGUUGAUAAUGAGAUAUAAAUAACAUGACAAGCAUGUGAAAUUGGAUCAAAGUUCAUAUUUAAUUAAUUUUCAAUGCCAUAAAAUACAAUUAAUUUUUAUUUAUUUAUUUUUUUGCUUGUGUAAUAUCGGAAAAUUAUUAUAAAAUUCUUUCUACUCCACGUGAUUGGUUGAAUCAAAGUCAGAAUUCUUUCUAUGCUAUAAAAAACUUUGUUUUUUUUUUAAUUUUCCAUUUUUUUUUUCUCUUAUAAUAAUAGAAAAUUAUUUAUUAUAAACUACUUACUACAUGACGUUAAUAAGACAUUACAAUAGUAACGGCCUAAAUUACACUUACAAAUCAAUUUCUUUAUAUCUCCUUUUAUUUUUUAUUUCUUUUAUUUCUUUGUACCAAACAAAAUUAUGUAUAAAAAAUUAUUUUUAAUAUAAUUUUAUGAACAAAACAUAACACGUAGCUGCCUACACACCUACGUAUGUUUACUAUGAAGAUGGUAAAAACAUUUUGAAGUCAUAUUAUUUUUAUUAUUAAAAUAAUCAGGUAUUGUGAUGUGUUCCCUAUUUUUAUUUCAAACGCGUGGACGUUAAUUCAUUAAAAAAUAAAUAACUUCACUCUUCACUACUAAUUAUAAAUAAAUAGCCGAUUGAUAACUUCACUUUAAUUUUUUUUUUAUCCAAUUUUUUAUAAUACUAAUAUUCCGUUCAAUAAAUACAACGACGAGAGAAGUUUUGUCAUCCAAAUUAUAUUUGAUAUAAAAAUUGUUAAUUUGCAAAACAAUAAAAUAAAACAAAUAUAUUAAUAGCCCUCACCACUACCGACCGCACGCACAAGGCGACAAACAGCAUGCUGGUCGCACAGUGCUGUUCGCGACAGCCGUAAACCGCGCUCAUGAAUAAGGAAUUCUGUUAAGCUCGAAACUAGUCGGUAUAUUAUAUUGUAAUUAUUUAUCUCUGAUUGGGGUAAAUUCAGGGAUGUCCGAUUAGUUUCAAGCUCAACAGGAGUCCUUAUUCAUGAGCGCGGUUCUUGGCUGCGUCGCAAGCAGCACUGUGCGACCAGCGCGCUGCCUGUUGCUGCUCGCGUGCAAUCAGCGGCGGUGAUUGUGAUAGUGGGGCUGAUUUUUAUUAUAUAUAUAUAUAUAUAUAUAUUCAAUAAUAAAAUAAACAUUAUAUUUUCUUCUUAACAUUUUUCUGUAUUUUUUUUAUAUUUUUUUUUUUUUUACUUAUUGAGUCUAAAAUUAAAGGCACUAAAACUACCAUAAACUUAAUUGAUUAUAAUUAAGUGUCAAUUAAUUUGUAAUAGAAAAAGUUUACGUUGUUAAUAGGUAUAUAUAAUUUUCAAAGUGCUUAGUUUAACCAUUAUCAAUUAAAAAUAAUGUUUUAUGUUUGACAACAUCUCUUAAACUGUAUAAACAAAUGAUAUUUUGAUAACAAUCAGAUUGUGAACAGCUUGCUGGCCAUUAUUUUUAUCUGUCAAAAAUUGUUUCAAUUCUUACCACGAUUUAUAAAUGGCUGUUUCAGUUUUGUCUUUUGCCUGCAGAUUAUAACGAUUAAAUGUCAAAGUGACGUGCGUUACCGUUGUUUGGUGACUCUAGAUUUCUCCAUAGAGCCUUGUAAUUUUUUAUAUUGUAAUAACAAAGAAAGCAUAAUAAAUUAAGUGAGAAUUUUGUUUCUUGUGAUGUAAAAUUCCUUUGGAAAUAAUAAAU
This is a messenger RNA of Galleria mellonella (greater wax moth), 7460 nucleotides long. RefSeq names its product B-cell receptor CD22-like. Bases 509 to 3415 code for a protein of 968 amino acids. Gene Ontology annotation, molecular function: protein binding. The record is from RefSeq and is a predicted model, not a curated record. NCBI's taxonomy places the organism in Eukaryota, Metazoa, Arthropoda, Insecta, Lepidoptera, Pyralidae. The transcript has 24 exons.